Molecule: messenger RNA, 1503 nt
Organism: Micropterus salmoides (largemouth bass)
Lineage: Eukaryota; Metazoa; Chordata; Actinopteri; Centrarchiformes; Centrarchidae
Gene: cplx4a
Product: complexin 4a
Exons: 3
Coding region: 119-598 (159 amino acids)
Biological process (GO): regulation of neurotransmitter secretion; neurotransmitter transport; synaptic vesicle exocytosis
Cellular component (GO): SNARE complex; terminal bouton
Molecular function (GO): syntaxin binding
Source: RefSeq, a predicted model, not a curated record
CCACUGGAUUUGACAGCUAUAGGAAGGCGAAUCGGACACCAUAAAGGGGAGCAGCAUCAGUUUCACCUACGAAAAAAACCUUCUCAUCGUUGCAGAGUAAACCCUCACAAAACUCAAGAUGGCUUUCUUGAUCAAGAGCAUGAUUGGGAACCCCCUGUCAGGAAUAGGUCUUGGUGGUGGAGGUGACAAAGAAGAGGAGGCCACCCCCUCAGAUCCAGCCAAAGCAGCAGGGAUGACACGGGAGGAGUAUGAAGAGUACCAAAAACAGGUGGUGGAGGAGAAGAUGGAGAGGGAUGCAGAUUUCUUACACAGGAAGGCAGAGAGGGCAACACUCAGGGUGUGUCUCAGAGACAAAUACAGGCUGCCAAAGAGCGAGCAGGAUGAGAACAUGAUUGAGAUGGCCGGGGACGACGUGGAUGUGCCCGAGGAGCUGCUCAAGAUGGUGGACGAGGACGCCACGGAGGAGGAGGGCAAGGACUCCCUCAUGGGCCAGUUUCAAAACUUGCAGAACAUGGACAUGGACCAGCUGAAGGAGAAGGCCUCGGCCACCGUCACCGAGCUGAAGACCAAAGCAGAGGAGAAGUGCUCCGUCAUGUGAAUGGUCUGUGUUUUGAAUAAUGAAGAGGAAGAGGGAGGGAGACGAGAAGAACACAAGAGAAUGAAUUUCAACACUUUCUGUGAAUCUGCAGUCUGGUUACAGUUUCACUAUAAACAGCCUACAAAGCACUCAUUUUUAUUAUAAGCACUAAAAAGGCAAAUUGUCUUUCUGUAAUAAAAACAACACUUAUUAUUACUGCUACCAGUCUGCAUCUACUGAAGUAUAUAGUGUAAAAGUUUCCCUGUUAGCUUGUUACUGAAUGGGUAGUCAUUUACAACUUAUCAUCAAAAUACUUUAAAUGACAACCAGGGUGUCCCAACUCUCACUCAUGCCCGUUUUCUUUAGAUAAAUUAAAUAGAAAAGUGAUUUCCCCAGCCAAGUAUUGCUUUUCACACCACGCUCAUGGCCACAUUACAUUCACAAAAUCUAAAAUGAUGAUUAUUUGUGACACAGUGUUCACUUUUUUCUCUGUUUGUUGUGACAUGAGACAGUACGGUCUCUAAAAGUGUGAUUUUCAGUCAAAUAAAUAACUAAAAUAAAUAACUGCUUAAAAUCUAACUGCUUAAAAUCUUAUUUAAGUUAUAAAUUCAAUCCUGUCUGAGUGUUUCAACUUCCCUUUUGAUCUGUUGGUUAUUUUAGGGUUUUCUUUUGUAUGUGGUGUGAAUUAAUCAUGAUGUUUAGAUUUUUUUUUUGUUUCAGUGUUAUCACCAAGCAGACAAUCUUGACAUGUCGAUUUACAUUCACCUUUUAAUCGUAAUGAGCCUGAAACAUUUGCAGAGACAUUUGCACAACUCAUGAUUUUAAAAUAUGGAAUGAUUUAGUCCAUAGAAAUAAAAAAAAACAUGUACAUAAAUACUGAUGAAACAAAUGAAGGUACUUUGAAGUGAGAAAACAAAUGUAUUGUU